Myripristis murdjan (pinecone soldierfish) is the source of this 2234-nucleotide messenger RNA. It is a transcript of the gene tnfsf10l, whose product is annotated as TNF superfamily member 10, like. Bases 247 to 1248 code for a protein of 333 amino acids. The transcript has 7 exons. Lineage: Eukaryota; Metazoa; Chordata; Actinopteri; Holocentriformes; Holocentridae. Gene Ontology annotation, biological process: immune response. The record is from RefSeq and is a predicted model, not a curated record. Gene Ontology annotation, molecular function: tumor necrosis factor receptor binding. Gene Ontology annotation, cellular component: membrane.
CACCUCCCAAACCUCCACACUCGCUUUUUACGCAGCAGCUGAUCCGAGGCGCAGACAUGAGCACAGGCGCAUUUUAACUUUUCCCAGCCCGCCGUGUCCUGCCGCUCUGCAGCUCUCCUCUCCUGGCCCGGAUGAACAGACCCACUGGCAGCGGACGCAUGGACACGCAAAUCUAAUUUUCCUCCGGUUCUGCUUGCCCUGGGGAUCGUCGGUGGCCGUUGUUGCGUUGCUGUCCUCUUGGUUUUUAUGGUCUACUCAUGCGUCGGGAAUGCCAUGGCCACUCCGAGCGCACAGCAGCAGCAGGAUUACUUCAGAUCGGUGAGCAGCGAGUCCACCACCUACAUGAUGGUCCCGGCCGGCGGGCCGAGCGGGACGGCCCGCCGGGAAGCGCCCUCCAAGAUGUGGGUGGCCAUGGUGGUGAUAGUGGUGGUGGUGCUGCAGAUCGCCUCCACCACCGGGCUCUUUGUCUACCUGAACAUGUCCAUAUCACAGGUGCGCAGCCAGGGAGUGACGGAGGAGCUGAAGUGCCUGAGUUUACUGAACGCGCUGGAUAAAGACCAGGACAUCCCAGAGCAGCUCGCCCAGCUGUUUGGAGAGCCCUGCAUCAAGCUGGCCGAGGGCAUCAAGGCCUACAUCUCCAAGGUGACGGAGAACAUCAUCUCCAAACAAACCUUCAUAGAGGCCAGAACCAUGCCGCGCACUUUCAACGCCUCGGGGUCAAAGUUCAUGACCUCGGUGACCCAGAGGCCAUCGGCCCACCUGACCCUCCGGGACACCAGCUCUCCAGGGUUCCCUCAGUAUCCGAUCCCCACACCGGGUCUCCACCAAUCCUGUCGCCACGUGGUCCGCUCGUGGGCCAACCAGAGCUUUGGAGCUCACCUGCACAACAUGACCUUGUCCAACGGGAAGCUGCGAGUUCCCCAGGAUGGGCGGUACUACCUGUACUCGCAGGUGUAUUUCCGUUACCCGUCCCCGGCGGCCAGCGACGGUGACCAGCGCAGCGUCAGCCACCAGCUGGUCCAGUGUGUCUACAAGAAAACCUCCUACCCAAGUCCCAUACAGCUCCUGAAGGGCGUGGGCACCAAGUGCUGGGCCCCCGACGCCGAGUACGCCCUCCACUCCGUCUACCAGGGGGGCCUGUUCGAGCUGAGGGCCGGGGAUGAGCUCUUCGUCUCCGUCUCGUCCCCCACCAUGGUCAACGCCGACGACUCAUCCAGCUACUUUGGUGCCUUCCGCCUGGACCUCUGAGACAAAGAGACGGAUCAGUACAGGGAAGGAUGGAUGGAGGGAUGGAUGGAGGGAGGGGGUCUGGAGAAAACAAGGAAGAAUCCGAUGAAAAAGGUCCGUUUAACACAGCUGGGAGACAUUGGCUUGGAUCUUGGAAAUUGGACAUUGGAUCUCGGAUGGAUGGAUUGAAGAAUGGUGGGACGGGACAUUAGGUGGUUUUCCUUCCGUGAGGAAUUCUGGAAGAGGACGGGGUGAGGAAAGAACGGCAAGAGAAAGAGAUGAUGCCUUAACUAAAUCUGUAUGUUGACAGCGAGAUGUAUUGAGAUCCAGAUGCAAUCACACAAAAGCAAAUGUGCUUGUAGAUUUGUUUAAUUUUUGUACUUCUUCAUUGAUUCCUCCGGGCAGAAACUGGCUUUUGGAGGUCCAAGUGCCCCGAGACUUUCCUCACCCUAAAAAUUAGGCCUCCCUGUAUCUCACACGACCAUGAAUCUCGGUGUAUCUCGCAAGUCGGCAUCGGAAAGCAAUCGGACCCUUGGAUUCGGAUUUGGACCAAAGAAUGUAUAGACAAUAAAAACUCAAACUUGUACAUCGUAGAUGUAAGGAAGGACCGUGGAAUGGUAGCAAGUGAAAAUCUAAAGAUCAAACCAAAGCAAAAAAUGUGGAAUAUACCUUUUUUUUUUAAGUGUGCCAUGAGAGAACUGUACAUAUGAACGGCUGAAAAUGAAAUUCAAGCAAUGAACUGUGGUGAUUUUAAACAGUAAUAAAUGUGUAUAUUACCCGGACUGGACGUAAAACCACUUGGAGGAUAUUCCUGAGGACUUUGUAGAUCUGUGGAUUUAUGCAAAGACAUUUUGGAGGAGGAUAAGGACUGCCUCUCUGUGUUGGAUACUGUAUCUAGACUGUGGAAAUAAAUGCAUAGAGACAAAGUGUUUGAAUAAAGGAGUCUGCAAAGGAAAGGAGGAGUGGAAAAUGGAGGAGAAAGACGGGGGGGAUCUUGUAAAUGUCUU